AUGGGAGGCCCAGUGGAGAGACAAUCUGGCAGAAAAAGAAAAGCGAGCGUACGAGAAACUAGGGUGAGUCUAGGACAACGCGAGAUUUACCAUGCAUAUGUUGCAGACCAGCCUACAAAGAUCGAGUUCUCGAAGGAUGAGGCGACUCACCUCUUCCACCUGCAUAACAAUGUACUGGUUAUCACCUUGAAAAUAGCCAACACAAAAGUGCAUCAAAUUUUGGAGAAUGGAGGCAGCUCGGCAGAUAUCAUCUCGUUGACAGCUUACAAAGUUAUGGAUUUAGGAGAAGAAGCGCUUAAGAGCAGCCCGACACCACUGAUAGGAUUUGGAGGAGGAAGAGUCAUCCAUGAGGGGAGAAUAAAGUUGCCAGUAACAUUCGGAAGCGGGCCAAAAAGCAUCACCAAAAAGGUGGUCGACUACACAUCCUCCUACAAUGCAAUAUUAGGAAGGCCGACAAUGCAUAUGCUCAGAGCGAUACCAUCUACAUACCACCAGUCCAUGAAAUUCCCAACACCUUGUGGAAUAUGA
This is a messenger RNA of Momordica charantia (bitter melon), 528 nucleotides long. RefSeq lists its product as uncharacterized. Lineage: Eukaryota; Viridiplantae; Streptophyta; Magnoliopsida; Cucurbitales; Cucurbitaceae. The record is from RefSeq and is a predicted model, not a curated record.